Molecule: messenger RNA, 945 nt
Organism: Colossoma macropomum (tambaqui)
Lineage: Eukaryota; Metazoa; Chordata; Actinopteri; Characiformes; Serrasalmidae
Gene: nkx2.5
Product: NK2 homeobox 5
Exons: 2
Coding region: 1-945 (314 amino acids)
Biological process (GO): cell differentiation; regulation of transcription by RNA polymerase II
Cellular component (GO): nucleus
Molecular function (GO): RNA polymerase II cis-regulatory region sequence-specific DNA binding; DNA-binding transcription factor activity, RNA polymerase II-specific
Source: RefSeq, a predicted model, not a curated record
AUGGCCAUGUUUUCCUCCACACCGUUCUCUGUCAGGGACAUUCUGAACCUGGAGCAGGCGCAGGGCGACGUGGCCCCGCUGGACAUGGACGGCUCGUCCUGCAUGCUGGCCGCCUUCAAGCAGGAGCCCGCCUUCAUGGACGUGCAGCCCGGAGCCACCGCGGCCGCCCUGUUCGGCCACGACGAGCAGCAGGACGGGAAAGGCCAGAGAAGCAGCGCGGCCCUCAGCUACGAGCCUGCCUUUUAUGGCAAGGACUUCUUAGAGAUGGAGCUGGACAAAGAGGCCAAGACGGACGACGCGUUCGAGGGCAAAGAGAGGAAAGCCUCCAGCUGCCCCCCCGCUGAUGACCAGCCCCGAGCGCCGGGCUCGGCUCGCGCGGCCCCGCGGAAAAGGAGGAAGCCGCGCGUGCUCUUCUCACAGGCGCAGGUGUGCGAGCUCGAGCGGCGCUUCACGCAGCAGCGCUACCUGUCCGCGGCCGAGCGCGAGCACCUGGCCGGCGCGCUGCGGCUCACCUCCACGCAGGUCAAAAUCUGGUUCCAGAACCGCCGCUACAAGUGCAAGCGGCAGCGGCAGGAGCGCGCGCUGGAGGCGGCGGGGCUGGGCGGCCCGCGGCGCGUGUCCGUGCCAGUGCUGGUGCGCGACGGCAAGCCGUGCAUCGCGGACGCGGCGGCGGCGGCAGCGGCGGCCUACGGCGGCUCGUGCAGCAUGGGCGUGAGCCCCUUCCCGUACGGAGCGUACCCGGCUGCUUUCGGCAGCUUCCCGAGCCCCGGCGGCUCGAACUAUGCGUGCAACUACUCAGCGGCCGCGGCGAGCGUGCCGGCCAUCCACCACUCAGCGUCGCCGUCCAGCGCCAACUACAUGAACUUCGGGGAGCUGAGCAACGUGCAGACGCCGCUGCAGUCCGGCGGGGGGGUCUCCUCACUGCACGGCAUACGGGCCUGGUGA